UUGCUAGCAGGAGUCAUGGCUAAAGGCAGGAGGAAGAUGUCCAAAGCCAGGGACGCCCGACGCGAGGAAGACGACCCGGCGGAGGUGGUGGCCGGCGCCGCGGCCGCCGACAGCGCCCAGAAGCGGGGGCCCGGCCGGCCCAGGAUGAACGGGGAGAACAUCUCUUCCUGUCAAUCCAAAAUCUAUAACUACUUGAAUCCUAACAAACUUCCUGCAGCCCGACCUCCACUUCAGGAGGAAAACUCCGCCGCACAUCAUGAAACCAAUUGCCAAGACAAAGUGGCAGAUGAAGCACCCAGGAAAGAGAAUGGCAGGGUGAACAUUGGCAGUGCAGCCGCUGAUGGUGCUAUGAAAUCUGAGGGCCAGAAUGACAAAGAGCCUAGGGCUGAAACUCCAGCAUCCCUCGCCGACCCCAAACCAGACGCCUCCGAAAGUAAGACGCUCCCGCUGCCGGAGUCCGCUGACCCAGCAAGCACGAAGCAAGCUCAGAAAAAGGGACUCAAGACCAAGCCUGGCCCCAAAAGAAGAGCCCAAGGGAAAACACAACAGAACCGAAAGGUUACAGAUUAUUACCCUGUUAGAAGAAGCUCUCGGAAGAGUAAAAAAGAAUUGCAGAUCGAGGAGAAGAAGCAGAUUGAUGAGUUAAUAAAAAGUGGGAAAGAAGAUGGCAUGAAGAUUGACUUCAUCGACGGCAAGGGGCGAGGGGUCAUCGCAACGAAGCAGUUCAACCGGGGCGAGUUCGUGGUCGAGUAUCAUGGAGAUCUCAUUGAGAUCACGGACGCGAAGAAGCGAGAGGCUGCAUAUGCCCAAGACCCAUCCACAGGAUGCUAUAUGUACUACUUCCAGUACCUGAGCAAAACCUACUGCGUCGACGCUACAAAAGAGACAGAUCGUCUGGGAAGACUGAUCAAUCACAGCAAAUGUGGCAACUGCCAAACAAAACUCCACGACAUCGAUGGCGUCCCCCACCUCAUCCUGGUCGCCUCCCGUGACAUUAAAGAGGGUGAAGAACUAUUGUAUGAUUAUGGAGACAGGAGCAAAGCGUCCCUAGAAGCUCAUCCGUGGCUCAAACACUAGCUGAUCUCGCUGUUCCUGGAAUGGACUUUUAUCCAUUUUCUCUAAAUGAAGACUCAGUAGCUUUGUUUACAGCUCUUCUGGUAGAUAGCUUCCAGUCUUUACUGUAAUGAUGAUGGAAUAUGUCAGUUGGGGGAGUGUCUUUGCCCAAAGAGACUUAGAACAGAAUGCCAGAUUCUUAUUUUUUAUAAAUUAGGAUGAUCUGGAUUCUCACAUUUUUACUCCUCCUUUCCCUUUGUCUAUAGAUAAAUUUAUCAGCACUUCUUGACAAUGUUCGAUUAAGCUAAUAGGAACUUUUACAGAGGGGAUGCUGUUUGUGAGAUUUCUCCAUGUUGCAGGUCACCUUUCCGCUCAUGGGGUGAGAAGGGAAAGGUGACAAUAGGAAAGCAAAGCUCUGGUAUCAGAUGAGCAUGGCCCAUUUUAGAAAACAAAAAUGUGAACACCUGGGAAUAGGUAGCACUUUUACUCUGCCUGCAGUUGUGUUUUGGUGAUUGUUGGCUACUACUGGGAUGUCUCUUGAGUUUUGGGUGACUGCUUGUGAACUUCUGCUUGGAUCAUCCACAUUCAUACUUGAUGUUGGCACUCGCUGUUACAUAUGCCUUGGAUCGCUGUAAAAGCAGAGGACGGAUCACCCCAGAGGUCUGCCCAGGAAGCCUCUGACUGGCAACGACAUGGACAAAGGAAAAUUCCAGAAGCAGAGCCUCUGCCCGUUCAAAAGUAUCCCAUUGGCCUCUCAGCUGCUGUUGGCUCUCCACGGAGAGAGACCGUCCAACAAGUUGACUUGGUAGUUCCCGAUUUCUGUAGCUACUGACUGGACCCUUUCAGCUUUCUCUUUCACCAAACACCAGCAGGCCUGAACAAGGCCCAGAAUGGGAUUUCCUCCGGGAUUCUAGGGCUUCCCCAUGGGGGCAGGGCCUGGGGGUCACUGGAAGGCUCCCUGCUUUUUGCAGCCGCACUCCUUGCACUGUUGCUCUGGCCAUGCCAUUCCUUGGCUUCUUUUUAGGCUGAUAAAAACUGUCUGCUCCAAACCGCAGUGGCCAGGAAGUGUGGCAGUUCUUGGGGCAGCGCUGAGGGGUGGGGAGUGCCUCUCCCAAGAGCGGGUUUGGUCUGGAGUGUUUGAUGAGGCUGCUGCCUGGCUUCAUCCAAAGCUGGAUUGUGGGGAGGAGGAAAAGGCGGCUUGCUUCCUUGUUCCCUUUGCUUGUAUCACCCGUCUUGAUGGCUUGUUCCAGUGCAGCCUUCCCCAGUGCUGGCCCCUCCGGAUGUGCUGGUCCGUAUGUCCCAGCAUCCUCCAGCCAGCCAUACUAGGAUGCUGGAAUGUGUAGUCCAGCUAGAGGCUCUUGGCUUAGGAGCAGUUUGUUCUAGUGCCAAAGGCCAGCUUGUGUUUUUCCAUGCCUGUACAUAUCCAGCUCGUGUUCCUCUGCGUCGUGUCCUUUUUUAAAGAGAUGUGAACUCCACAAUCAAGGUUGCUGGAUAUUUUAAUAAAUGGCGUUUUGAUCCA
Molecule: messenger RNA, 2572 nt
Organism: Varanus komodoensis (Komodo dragon)
Lineage: Eukaryota; Metazoa; Chordata; Lepidosauria; Squamata; Varanidae
Gene: KMT5A
Product: lysine methyltransferase 5A
Exons: 8
Coding region: 16-1077 (353 amino acids)
Molecular function (GO): protein binding; histone H4K20 methyltransferase activity
Source: RefSeq, a predicted model, not a curated record